CUGAAUGCAGGGUUACCGCGCCCAUCUCUGCUGUUUGAUGGCCGGAGGAAGAAGCGACUGAGAUCCUGGCGUGAAGGAAGAAACAGAAGGGACGACGACGGUUGGGAAAGACAAGAAGGGACAUUUGCAAUAAGUUGGAAUUUGCGUCGAACCCUUGGAACAAAUAAACGGGACUUUGACUCGUCUGUCUGGGUUAAAAACGCCUCGUCCCUGCGCCUCUGUGCCGGUGUGUCUCCCCCUUCAGCGGGUUAAAAAACUGGGUUCGGGGAGUGCCGCUCCUCGGAGGCUAAACUUGAUAAAUCUGAGCGCCUGGGCUGAGAGAGGAGAGACGACACCUAACUGUUUCCAGUCAAUGUGAUACAAACAACGGAUACCUUCAACUGAAAGCGGAUCGGCAAGAGUCUAGGCGGCGGAGAGAAGCACACCAUUAGCAGAGGAAAAUGAGUGAACUGGAUCAGCUACGCCAGGAGGCUGAGCAGCUCAAGAACCAGAUCAGAGAUGCCAGGAAAGCGUGUGCAGAUGCUACCCUGUCUCAGAUCACAGCAAAUAUUGACCCCGUUGGCCGAAUUCAGAUGCGGACUAGACGGACGCUGAGGGGACAUUUGGCUAAGAUCUAUGCCAUGCACUGGGGGACUGAUUCAAGGCUUUUGGUCAGCGCCUCCCAGGAUGGCAAACUCAUUAUUUGGGACAGCUACACCACGAACAAGGUCCAUGCCAUCCCGCUGCGCUCCUCCUGGGUGAUGACGUGUGCUUAUGCCCCUUCUGGGAACUACGUUGCCUGUGGUGGCCUGGACAACAUCUGCUCCAUCUACAACCUGAAGACCCGUGAAGGAAACGUGCGCGUCAGCCGUGAGCUGGCCGGACACACAGGUUACUUGUCCUGCUGUCGCUUCCUGGAUGACAACCAGAUUGUCACGAGCUCUGGAGACACCACCUGUGCUCUGUGGGACAUUGAAACUGGUCAGCAGACCACUACGUUUGCUGGUCACACUGGUGAUGUGAUGAGCCUCUCGCUGUCGCCGGACAGCAGACUGUUUGUGUCUGGAGCCUGUGAUGCCUCAGCCAAGCUCUGGGACAUCAGAGAAGGAAUGUGCCGACAGACCUUCACUGGCCAUGAGUCAGACAUCAAUGCCAUCUGUUUCUUCCCCAAUGGCAACGCCUUUGCCACGGGCUCAGACGACGCUACCUGCCGGCUGUUUGACCUGCGUGCCGACCAGGAGCUGAUGGUUUACUCACAUGACAACAUCAUCUGCGGCAUCACCUCCGUAGCAUUCUCCAAGAGUGGCCGCUUGCUGCUGGCUGGCUACGACGACUUCAACUGCAACGUCUGGGACACUUUGAAGGGCGACCGCGCAGGUGUCCUGGCCGGUCAUGACAACCGGGUGAGCUGCUUGGGUGUGACCGACGACGGCAUGGCAGUGGCGACAGGGUCCUGGGACAGCUUCCUCAAGAUCUGGAACUAGAGUCUGCAGAUGGCAUCCGGACUCCAAAGUCAAGUGCAAGACCAUUCCAACAUCACAAUGUUCAUUUUUAUUGCAUAUCCAAUCUUUUUUGAAAAACAAAAAACGAAAAAAAAACAAGACAAAACACCAUAAUACUGACUCCAAACACCCCCCAAAAACUAUCAAGGGCAAAAAUUCUCUCCUUCUCUCUCCUUCUCAUUUAAAAGAGCACAAUUGUCUGUCACACAUUCAGCUUAAGAAAAAAAAAAAAAAGAA
Poecilia reticulata (guppy) is the source of this 1718-nucleotide messenger RNA. RefSeq names its product guanine nucleotide-binding protein G(I)/G(S)/G(T) subunit beta-1. Gene Ontology annotation, molecular function: protein binding. Gene Ontology annotation, biological process: signal transduction. NCBI's taxonomy places the organism in Eukaryota, Metazoa, Chordata, Actinopteri, Cyprinodontiformes, Poeciliidae. The record is from RefSeq and is a predicted model, not a curated record.